Molecule: messenger RNA, 734 nt
Organism: Dendrobium catenatum
Lineage: Eukaryota; Viridiplantae; Streptophyta; Magnoliopsida; Asparagales; Orchidaceae
Product: probable xyloglucan endotransglucosylase/hydrolase protein 25
Exons: 2
Coding region: 1-465 (154 amino acids)
Biological process (GO): carbohydrate metabolic process
Molecular function (GO): hydrolase activity, hydrolyzing O-glycosyl compounds
Source: RefSeq, a predicted model, not a curated record
AUGGCCAAUUCGCUGCUGCUUCCUAUAUUUGCGUGCGCUUUGCUUGUUGCUACGCUCGCCGCCGCAGGAAGCUUCAACAAUGACUUCGACAUUACUUGGGGCGACGGUCGCGCAAAGAUACUCAAUAAUGGGCAGCUUUUGACUCUUUCUCUCGACAAUGCUUUAGGUUCCGACUUCCAGUCCAAGAGCGAGUAUCUCUUCGGCAAGAUUGACAUGAAGCUCAAGCUCGUCCCCGGCAAUUCCGCCGGCACCGUCACCGCCUACUAUUUAUCGUCUCAGGGGCCAACACAUGAUGAGAUCUAUUUCAAGUUCCUUGGGAACCUUAGCGGCGACCCUUACACAUUGCACACCAACGUGUUCACGCAGGGGAAGGGCAAUAGGGAGAUGCAGUUCAAGCUCUGGUUCGAUCCCACCAAGGAUUUCCACACCUACUCUGUUAUCUGGAAUCCCCAACAAACUAUGUAAGCCAACAAAAACUAUCGCUUUUAAUUAGAUGCUACCUUUGAUAUGAGAACUUUGAGAAAUGCAUGCGCAGAUUCAUGGUGGACGGGACCCGGAUUUUGGGGAUGUAUGGCUUUGAUGCUAUCAAGUAGCGGCCGUUGAUCUGGAGGAGGCCGAUGCCUAACGUCCCGAGAAGGCUGAGCGGCAGUCGCCACAUCAUCGAAGGCUAGCACCCCCUCUCGCCACCGCCGCAUCAUCGAAAAAGAAAUUCCAGCGCGAAAUACAGCUUUCGG